CUGUAAUAACUUUAGUCAUCCGCUUCACUUUAAACUCAUCCGGAGCCUGUUGCGCAUGCAGACAUAAAGCUUUUCAGGAAUGAAGAUGAUGAUGUUACAGAUCAUUUUGCUCUUGACUGAAUUUGUUCUGGUGUCUUCAUACUCAUUAAAUUCCACAGUUCAGUGUGAAUACAAAACGAGGGUGAGACGGAAAGUGAGAGCUGGAGAAUCCCUAUAUCUGGACUGUCCGAAUCUCCAGUGCCAUAGUGACACUACAAACAGCUCGUAUCUUUGGUUCAGAAACCUCAGCGUAACAAAUCAGAUGGAGCUGAUCGGGACGGAGGAGAGCGAGCGCGUCCAUUACCACGAGUCUGGUCUGUACAUCCUCGGGUUAAACCUGAACGACACGGGACGAUACAUCACACAAUGGUGGUAUGAAGAGGAUCAGUGUGCUGAAUAUGAAACUGACGUUGUGGUUUAUGAGGAGUUCAGCACGGAUCUCUUGUACCCUGACAUAGUACAACAGGAGACGUCGGAAUUCAAAUGUCCCGUGUGUGAAUAUCAGCAGGGCUCGUUCAUCUGGUAUAAGAAUUUCUCUCUUAUUCCAAACCAAGAGUCUUUUAUACGUAUCCGUAAGCCUUCAAAACAAAGCGAGGGCAUUUACACCUGCGUUUGCACGUGGGAGCAUAACGGGACAAAUCACAACACGUCUGGAUCCCGCCGACUGAUUUUCAAAGAACAGACCAUCAGCAGUCCUCCAAAGUUUCUGCUGCCCAUCAAUAACUCCAUUGUGAGCGCUGAUGUGGGUUCAGAAGUGAUCCUCAAUUGUUCGGCCUUCUUUGGACUGUCUGUGUGUAAACAGUGCUCUGUUCGCUGGGAGAUGAAUGGAAUCAGGCUGUCUAGUUUGGAUGGAUUCUACAAGCUAGAACAACGACAGAAAGAUGGCACCGUUCAGCUGGUUUUGACCAUCGCUAAAGUUUCUGAGUCUGACCUCCGUUCUGUGUUUCGCUGCAGAGCUGAAGGCUCAGUUAAAGUGAUUUAUGUGUUAGUCACUUUGAAGAGACGAGCAUCAGUCCUCCCUGUGAUUCUGGGAUGCAUUUGCACGUUUCUUGUUUUUCUGCUGGUCGGUGGAAUAGUGAAGUGGUUUGCAUUGGAUCUUAUGCUGUUCUUAAGGCCAAUUUUCAUCAAGCUCUACAGGAAAGAGGAUGGGAAACUGUAUGACGCUUAUGUGAUUUACCAGAGAAACAACUUGGAUGAGACCACAAGCAAAGCUAUAGGUGAUUUUGUGAAUGGAUCUCUGCUGACAGUGCUGGAGAGCUACUAUGGCUUUAAACUGUUUAUUCACGGCAGAGACGACCUGCCCGGAGAAGACUGCAUGAGCCUGAUCGAGGCGAAGAUCCAGCUCAGCCGGAGACUGAUCAUUAUUUUAACCCCAAGAGCGAGCGCAGAUAAAAGCAGUGUUUCUUCUGAAGCAUAUGACCUGCAGUUAGGGCUCUAUCAGGCUCUGGUCCAGGGAGAAACUAGUGUGAUUCUCAUCCAGUUGGGAAAGAUGCAGGACUACACACAUCUGCCUCUCGGACUGCAGCAUCUGCUCCGCAAGACUUCACCUUUGCUGUGGAAAGACAGCGAAUCCUCACCGAACUCCAGGUUCUGGAAACAAGUGCGAUAUCAGAUGCCUGCUGCGUCGUCCUGUCAGAGGAGUCUACUAGUUUGAUGCAAGAGAUCUCUUCUGC
Labeo rohita (rohu) is the source of this 1712-nucleotide messenger RNA. It is a transcript of the gene il1rl1, whose product is annotated as interleukin 1 receptor-like 1. Bases 80 to 1693 code for a protein of 537 amino acids. Gene Ontology annotation, biological process: signal transduction. The transcript has 11 exons. NCBI's taxonomy places the organism in Eukaryota, Metazoa, Chordata, Actinopteri, Cypriniformes, Cyprinidae. The record is from RefSeq and is a predicted model, not a curated record.